Molecule: messenger RNA, 2283 nt
Organism: Eutrema salsugineum
Lineage: Eukaryota; Viridiplantae; Streptophyta; Magnoliopsida; Brassicales; Brassicaceae
Product: meiosis-specific protein ASY2-like
Exons: 4
Coding region: 1-2283 (760 amino acids)
Source: RefSeq, a predicted model, not a curated record
AUGUCUUCGAACUCUUCUUCAAUCAAUUCCUCCUCUAAUCAGAUCCUUCCAGAAGAUCGCCACGAGCCUUCAGAGCCGAGCUCUUCCUCUUCACAUCCUCGUUCAUCUGACUCUUCUCGGGAAGAAAGCAAUCCCCCACAGCUAGUUCGUAAGAACUCUAAGUCGGUGGAUGCGAGCAGCAGCCGUGCUAGAGUUAGGGUUGAAGCUACCGAGCAGUUGGUGACAGAAACUCGCGAGACAGAAGCUCGUGCUGGACCGAACGCUGGUGGUAUCGACCACGAGAUCGAAGAGGUUGAGGAACCUGAAGGAGAGAAUGAGGAAGAGAACGCUACUGAGGCAGAGGUUGCCGAGGACAACCUUGAAGCAGUGAACCAUGCUUCACCUCCGCUUCCGAAGCGAAAAAUCGUUCGCCCCAACAAUGUGCCGUCUUCUUCUGUCACUCCGGGUGCUGUUCAGGCCGUGCUCGAGGAAAAUGGGCUCUCGGAUCAAAUCGUCUUUAUAAUCCCAGAAGCUGGAGAUCGGCCGUGGGACGUCCCCGAGGGCUUCCUCUGCGUAUACUUAACUUAUUUCACGCAAUGCGGGCUCUCGUUUCCGAUCCCUUCUCGUCUCCUUGGGUACUGUAACCGGUGUGGAGUAGCCCUCACACAAGUGAUGCCAGCUUCAAUAACGAACUACGUAGGGUUCGUAUCUCUAUGCGACGAGCUCGGCGAGAUCCCAACCAGUCGGCUUUUCGAGGACCUCUUCUCGGUGAACAUCCACAAAUCCAAGGAGUGGUUCUUUGCUGCAAACGCUAAGCCAAAGAAGAACAUAGUUACUGGGCCUAAACCCAGUCGUCAUCUCCCAAGCAUUAUCCUCAACUCCGGACUCACAUCUGAAUUCGUAGAAGCCUUCAGCGAAGCCGGUAAGCGUCGUUGGCCCGAAGUUUGGGAAGAAAUUCUCCAACGCCGAUCUAAGAAAGCAGCUUCUGUCCGAGAAUCGAAACCGCGGAAGCCAAAUGCUCGAGCUAACAAGCCCCGAGCUGCUCCAAGACGCAAAGUGCCAAAACCGCAGGUUAAACGACCUCGAACUGCCAGAAUGCUUUCCUUGGAUGAGAUCCCGACUCUCUUUGACGAAGAGGAACCGAACAAUGCGGCCCCGAUCCCCAUCCCUGCUGCUGAAGUGACCGAGGAGCAGCCUGGAGAACUGCCGCCGGUUGCGAACUCCCCUGACCAAGCUGGUCAGAAGAAGCUGAAGAAGAAGAAGUCUUCAAAGAAGAUUAAGAAGAUCGAAGACUCUUCUCGGGCGCAAGACGCUCCCGCUGAGCUCGAGGCAUCAACAGCUGUGGCGUCAGACCUCGCUCUCCCUCAAGAUCGAGCUGAGGCUUCUCACUCUCAAAAGAGACAAAUUGGAGAUCGCGCCGAGGGUUCCCCUGAGCCAGAACCAGCGAAGAGGGCGAAGGUUUGCUUUGACUAUGAUGAGGAGACUCCUUUCGAGGAGAACAUCGAUGCCUGCGCCGAUAUCUACCACAAGAUCUCUUCUCAGGUCCCUAGUCUCCCGGCAGUGGCCGAGCUCCGUUUCCCUAAUAUGUACAAGGGGAUCGCACGUAUUACCGCCGUGCUCACCAGUCAGACCAAUAAUUUGGUGGCGGCGUACGAAGUAGCUCUCUACGACGAGCAAGUUAGGGUUGCCGAGCUCGAGGAAAGGGUCUCCAAAGCGGAAGAGCGCCUUGCCACCGAGCUACAAAUCAACGAUACUCUCCACUCUUCGGUUGACUUGCUGAAGCAGGAGAGUGCAGAACUGAAAGCGGUGAGGAAAGAGCUGACCGAGGCCCAUAAUAUGCUUGCUCAGGAGUUCGAGAAAGAUCGAGAGCGGCUGCGAGCCUUGGUGACCCACUGGAAGGGUCGGGCUAGGAGUGUCCACGCACAAGCUUGCGAUCGUUUGGAGAAGGUGAUCCGCAGCUUGGAUGAUGCUGAUCGAGCCCGCAAGCCCUACUUGGUGGUAAAUCAGCUUACUGGGGUUCUGGGCUUCAUCAAGCAGCUGAAGAAGAAAGGUCUAUACGAGGUCCCGCCUGAGAUGAUCGCUGACAUUGAGGCGAAACAUGCUAAGGCUCUGGAGGAGUUCCGUUUGGUUGAUGCCUGCAUUCUUACGGAGGAAACCAAGCGGAUGUCCCCGUUCGCGGACGAUGAUGAUAUUCCGGCCGUGAAUGUGACCCAAAGCGCGCAAGAUCCUGCGAGGGGCGAACAGUUUGGUUCGAACGAGGAUAUACUCAACGCCGAUCAAGCCGCAACCUCAAAGAACGCUUAA